This is a messenger RNA of Miniopterus natalensis, 1444 nucleotides long. RefSeq names its product Rab geranylgeranyltransferase subunit beta (gene RABGGTB). Gene Ontology annotation, molecular function: Rab geranylgeranyltransferase activity. Gene Ontology annotation, biological process: protein geranylgeranylation. NCBI's taxonomy places the organism in Eukaryota, Metazoa, Chordata, Mammalia, Chiroptera, Miniopteridae. The record is from RefSeq and is a predicted model, not a curated record. Gene Ontology annotation, cellular component: Rab-protein geranylgeranyltransferase complex.
AGAACUUGCCCAGUUCUCUUUUCGUUCUCAGACAUGGGCACACCACAGAAGGAUGUUGUUAUCAAGUCAGACGCACCUGACACUCUAUUAUUGGAGAAGCAUGCAGAUUAUAUUGCAUCCUAUGGCUCAAAGAAAGAUGAUUAUGAAUACUGUAUGUCUGAGUAUUUGAGAAUGAGUGGCAUCUAUUGGGGUCUCACUGUAAUGGAUCUCAUGGGACAACUACAUCGAAUGAAUAGAGAAGAAAUUCUGACAUUUAUUAAGUCCUGUCAACACGAGUGUGGUGGAAUAAGUGCUAGUAUCGGACAUGAUCCUCAUCUUUUGUAUACACUGAGUGCUGUCCAGAUUCUCACUCUGUAUGAUAGUAUUAAUGUUAUUGACGUAAAUAAAGUUGUGGAAUAUGUUCAGAGUCUGCAGAAAGAAGAUGGUUCUUUUGCUGGAGAUAUUUGGGGAGAAAUCGAUACAAGAUUCUCUUUUUGUGCGGUGGCAACUUUGGCUCUAUUGGGGAAGCUGGAUGCUAUUAAUGUGGAAAAGGCAAUUGAAUUUGUUUUAUCAUGUAUGAACUUUGAUGGUGGAUUUGGUUGUAGGCCAGGUUCUGAGUCCCAUGCUGGGCAGAUCUAUUGUUGCACAGGAUUUCUGGCUAUUACUAAUCAGUUGCAUCAAGUAAAUUCUGAUUUACUCGGUUGGUGGCUUUGUGAACGACAGUUACCUUCAGGCGGACUGAAUGGAAGGCCAGAGAAGUUACCAGAUGUGUGCUAUUCAUGGUGGGUGUUGGCUUCCCUAAAGAUAAUUGGAAGGCUUCAUUGGAUUGAUCGAGAGAAACUCCGAAGUUUCAUCUUGGCAUGUCAAGAUGAAGAAACUGGAGGAUUUGCAGACAGGCCAGGAGAUAUGGUAGAUCCUUUUCAUACUUUAUUUGGAAUUGCCGGAUUGUCACUUUUGGGAGAAGAAGAGAUUAAACCUGUUAGUCCUGUUUUUUGCAUGCCUGAAGAAGUACUCCGGAGAGUGAAUGUUCAGCCUGAACUAGUGAGCUAGAUUCAUUGAUGCAAAAGUUGCUGAGUAUAAUUUUGUCAUCCUAACAUUUCUGUAUUUGAAAUGCUUAUAAAACUUAUGACUUUGUUAAUAUUUUGUAUAUGAAUUAAUUUUAAUAAAUUAUAUAAUUAUACAUAUUGUAAAAUAAAGACCUAUCUUCAGCUUUUGAUUUUCUUUUAGAAUGCUGGUACUCUGAGUACAAUAUUUUGUUUAUGCUUCAAAGUAUUUAAAUUUCCCUAACAAUAGUCUGUAAGAACUCUGGUUAAAGAAGUCUUAUAUUCUACUUGAUUUUUCUCACGUGCUCCCUUCAUAUGUUAUGUAAUGAUAGUUCAUGUAAAUUGGUUUGUGUCGAUGAGAUUGUUAACUGUAAAAAUUGAUAAGCCCCACAUAUGAAUUAAAAGAUGCACAAAAAAGUAAA